GAAGCUGCGGUGCGGCUCCCCGCGGGCUCCUGAGCCCUCCCGCGGGGCGAGCGGCGGACACAGCAUUCCCGUCCCCGCCGGCAGCACCUGGUCUUGAUGAGAGCCAAGAAGAAACCGGGAGGGGAAGCUUCGAAAGCCGUCCCAGCAGCCGUCCGCGCUGGGCCGUGUGCUCCGUGCUUGCGGGCGUGGGAGUGCUGCGAGCAGAAUGCAAGGUUGGUGUCUGCGGGCUCCUUCCUAACCGGGCUGUGCUCUGACCGCGCAGGACCCCUCCGCGCCGAGUGCCGGAGGCUGCCAUGCAUCCCCGAGGGAAAAACCUGGCGCUUUCUGCCGUUUCCAUCACGCUGCUGGCCUGCGUAUUCUACAUGAGGAAAGAGGCAAAACUGACAGCGUCCUCAUCAGACCAGAAAGUGGAUGAUGUGAACCACAAACCGAAGUCUUUGGCGCUGAAGACUGCUGAACCCAUCAAGUGUUUGCCAGACUUGACCCUAGCUAACUCUUCUCUUGCCCUUCCGGAGAUUCACCGUGUGUUCUUAACCUACAAGCAUUGCCGGAACUUCUCAGUCCUGCUGAAGCCUUCCAGGUGCAGUAAAGAGACGUUCCUCCUGCUGGCCAUCAAGUCUUCUCCCAUCAACAUAGAUCGGCGAGUGGCGAUCAGGAACACGUGGGGGAAGGAGGUCUCCAUUAGAGGCAGGCGCAUCAGGUUGGUCUUCCUUCUCGGACGCUCAGAGACCAAAAUCCAGGCGCAGCCCCUGCACCAGCUGCUGACUUACGAGAGCCAGGAGUUUGAUGACAUCUUGCAGUGGGAUUUUGUUGACAACUUCUUCAAUUUGACCCUCAAGGAGCUGCAUUUCCUGCGGUGGUUCACGGUGGACUGCCUGCACACCAGGUUUGUGCUGAAGGGCGAUGACGAUGUUUUUGUCAACACUUACAACAUCAUUGAGUUCCUCCGAGAACUGGACCCUGACCAGGAUCUCUUUGUUGGGGAUGUGAUCACCAAUGCCCGACCCAUCAGGAACACCAAGGUCAAAUACUUUAUUCCAGAGUCCAUGUACAGAGCCUCCUUCUAUCCUCUCUAUGCGGGUGGAGGGGGCUAUGUGAUGUCUAGAGAGACAGUGCGUCGUCUCCAGGGCACUGCAGAGGGCAUGGAGCUCUUCCCAAUAGAUGAUGUCUUUGUGGGAAUGUGUUUGGCAAAGAUGGCAGUGACUCCAAAGAACCAUGCUGGCUUUAAGACUUUUGGGAUCCAGAGACCUUUCAAUCCUUUUGAUCCGUGCUUGUACAAAGAGCUGAUGGUGGUGCAUAAACUGAACCCAACUGAAAUGUGGAUCAUGUGGACGCUAGUCAAGGACGACAGCCUCAGGUCUUUUUCUGUCGAUGGGUUACUGAAGCAGUUGAAUUGUUGCCAGGUGAAGGUGAGGAUGGGGCUGGAAGCUCUGUGAGACAUGGCAGAGGGGACUCAAAUCAGUUUGUCCCAGCCAGGCUGGGAGCCAGAGGAAGUCACAACUACCACAGGGACGUGAGGCACCACCUACUAUGGAGGCUGUGCAACACAGAGGCUGGUGUCUGCUGGCCAAAUUCAGUUUUGUGUAUGCAAGUUGAUGACAGCUGUUCAGUGUCUCGAAAUCACUUGAAGGAAUGGAAGAAAGGCCAGUAUGUGCUGCUGGAUCUACUGCAGCACAGCUCCAAUGUCUCAGGCCAGCAAUCCCACAGGUCCUACCAGACAACAGGAGAAAGGGAGUGGAGUGGGGAAAAAGGCCUCAAGAAUGUGUUGCCUUAAUGAUCUAAGGGACUGGGCUCUGACUUAUGCCCUCUGGAUUUUACAGUUUAUUACAGUUUUGCACUGGAAACUUUUGCACAAACACUUUCUGGUGGGGUUUGAGAGGAGCACUAUGUCUUGAAUAAUCAUGGAGGUAGUUUGCAGUGGCUGUAACCUUUUCAUGUUGUGUGGGAGGUGUUUGAGGUGUUUUUGCCAUUGUUGUAAUGUUGGGUAUAAAUAAAAUACAAUUUUGAAAAGUG
This is a messenger RNA of Pogoniulus pusillus (Red-fronted tinkerbird), 2013 nucleotides long. It is a transcript of the gene B3GNT4, whose product is annotated as UDP-GlcNAc:betaGal beta-1,3-N-acetylglucosaminyltransferase 4. The transcript is spliced from 2 exons. The record is from RefSeq and is a predicted model, not a curated record. NCBI's taxonomy places the organism in Eukaryota, Metazoa, Chordata, Aves, Piciformes, Lybiidae. Gene Ontology annotation, molecular function: N-acetyllactosaminide beta-1,3-N-acetylglucosaminyltransferase activity. Gene Ontology annotation, cellular component: Golgi membrane. The coding region runs from base 294 to 1436 and encodes 380 amino acids.